CCUCUUUCUUUUUAAGUUCGACUUGAGCCCACUCGUUGAUUUUUGUUUCAUACUCUAUCUCCCUCGAUGUGGCAGGCAUCCUCUUCGUUCGUCGUCCGGACCAUUCCGUGGUCGCCGGCGGCGAGGCCGAGCUCUUUUCCGGCGCCAAUGAGUGCCCGGAGAAACGCUAAUUCAAUGGCCUCCGUCUCCGCCGACGACAUUGCAGCACCACCCCUUCCAGCCCCGGGCAAAACGCCGAAGUCCGACGCCAUCUACAAUGGCCAAUACCACUCUCUGGUUUCUUCGCCCUCUACGCCCAUUCGCGCCCCGAAAGAUUUGAGCUUGCGGCCUUCUCCUGAGCUGGGUCUUCUCUCUCUCUUGUUCGUGCUCUUCAUGGCCAUCGGUUCGGUUCUCUCUUUGGCGAUAGUGUCUAUCCCAGCUAUGAGUGUGGCAUUGAAACAGGCAUUUCGGAGAUUGGCAACCUCAAUGAGUGACUUGUCCAAAGUGGUGUCCGAGGAGGUGCCCGGGACUUUGUCUUCCCUGAAGCUCUCAGGCCUUGAGAUCAGUGAAUUGACCCAGCAGCUCAGCAAUCUCAGGCAAAAGAUCUCUGGCAGUAAAGGGAAGAGAGAGAGGGGCAGUAAGUCUAGCUCUUCCCGGAGGAGGAAUUACCCUUUUGUUGACUGAUAGGUUCAAGUUGGAUAUUCGAAUCAUGCUUGUGUUUGUAAAGCAUCUAGCAAUGUGAGUUUGAUGUGUGUAAAUGACCUUAAAAGUCACCCCCUUAACUUAGGGAGGCUGCAACUGCGACGAACUUGGCUUGCUUCUGUGUAAAGUCCUCUUUGUUGAAAGAUUGAACUGCUAGCAAAUAGUUAGUCAAAGUGUG
This is a messenger RNA of Syzygium oleosum, 859 nucleotides long. RefSeq lists its product as uncharacterized. Bases 67 to 663 code for a protein of 198 amino acids. The transcript is spliced from 4 exons. The record is from RefSeq and is a predicted model, not a curated record. NCBI's taxonomy places the organism in Eukaryota, Viridiplantae, Streptophyta, Magnoliopsida, Myrtales, Myrtaceae.